GUCGCGUGCUCGAUCGCGUUGACCAUUUGUUUACCUAUCCACUAUCUCAUUCCCUCGAUACCAAUUAUACCUACCUUAAAUAUGGAUGAUGUGAUGGAGAAAGUGGCGUCGAAGACGAGCAAGAGACGUCAAUCGACAGCCACGGGUCAUGACUCGAAGCCCCAAGCUGGAGAUACCGAGCUGCUAGCGACACUCGGGUACAAGCAGGAAUUGCGACGCCAUUAUUCGACGAUUCAGAUUUUCGCUGUCGCUUUCAGUAUUAUGGGGCUUUUGCCUUCCAUUGCGUCUACGUUGGCGUUUUCUAUGCCCGCUGGUCCGGCCGAUAUAGCAUCCGCAAUGCCCACAGCAGGCGGUCUCUACUUCUGGACACAUUACUUCGCAUCUGAGAAAUGGAAGAACCCGCUCAGUUUCCUCGUCGGCUAUAGCAAUACCAUCGGCUUGAUCGGAGGUAUAUGCUCUAUUGACUAUGGUUUCGCCAGCAUGCUCCUCUCCGUAAUCUCGCUCGCCCGCGACGGAAACUGGUCCGCAUCAAGACCAGUCAUCUACGGCACAUACGCAGCAACAGUCUUCGCACACGGCUUCAUCGCCAUCUUCUUCGCCCGGAUGAUGCCAAGAAUCCAAUCCGCCUGUAUCUUCCUCAACAUCGCUCUCGUGGUCGCAACCGUCAUCGCCCUACCUAUCGGCAAAGCAAACAACAGCCCACCAGUCAACUCAGGCUCGUAUGUCUUCGGUGAAAUCCAGAACCUCACGACCUGGCCUACCGGCUGGGCAUUUAUCAUGGCGUGGCUGUCACCUAUCUGGACUAUUGGCGCCUUCGAUUCUUGCGUGCAUAUGAGUGAGGAGGCGACACAUGCUGCGCGCGCUGUCCCGCUGGGGAUUAUCUCUUCGGCUGGAUUGUGUGGUCUUCUUGGGUUUGUUUCGUUGGCGGUCAUAGCGUCUUCGAUGGAUAAGAAUAUCGAGGGGAUUUUGAACUCGAAGUUUGGUCAGCCUAUGACUCAGAUCUACUACGACGCCCUCGGCAAAAAUGGAGCCAUGGGAUUCAUGGUCGUGGUGAUGCUCGUUCAAUUCUUCAUGGGACUGAGUAUCGUCCUAGCUGCCUCCCGCCAAAGUUGGGCCUUCUCCCGCGAUGGCGCCCUCCCCUUUUCCUCCUUCUUCCGUAAAGUAAGCCAGCGCAAAUACAUGCGCUACCAGCCAGUCCGCAUGGUGUGCGGCAUCGUUGCGGCAUCGGUAUUGAUCGGCCUCCUCUGUCUGAUUGACGAAGCCGCUGCCAGCGCCCUCUUCUCGCUUGCCGUAGCCGGAAAUGACCUCGCCUGGCUAACUCCCAUCCUGGCGCGUUUGCUCUGGGGCGGUGACAGCUUUAUCCCCGGUGAGUUCUAUACCGGGAAGUAUCUCAGUAAGCCUAUUGGGUGGGUUGCGGUCAUCUACAUGAUGUUCGUUAUUGUUCUUACUAUGAUUCCUACCGAGGGACCGAAUCCGACGCCUCAAACGAUGAAUUAUACAGUUGUUAUUAAUGGGAGUCUUUGGCUUGGAGCGGUGGUUUAUUACUAUAUCCAUGCGAGAAAGACGUAUAGGGGACCUCAGACUACUGUUAGUCCCGAGGAUGAGGGGAAGAAUUUGGAGCAGGAUUCUAAAUAG
Penicillium crustosum is the source of this 1635-nucleotide messenger RNA. Its product is annotated as putative GABA permease. Gene Ontology annotation, molecular function: transmembrane transporter activity. The transcript has 7 exons. The annotation marks the transcript as partial. The record is from RefSeq and is a predicted model, not a curated record. Lineage: Eukaryota; Fungi; Ascomycota; Eurotiomycetes; Eurotiales; Aspergillaceae. Gene Ontology annotation, biological process: transmembrane transport. Gene Ontology annotation, cellular component: membrane.